This is a messenger RNA of Pteropus alecto (black flying fox), 2033 nucleotides long. RefSeq names its product G protein subunit alpha transducin 2 (gene GNAT2). The record is from RefSeq and is a predicted model, not a curated record. Gene Ontology annotation, cellular component: heterotrimeric G-protein complex; photoreceptor outer segment; photoreceptor inner segment. The transcript is spliced from 8 exons. Gene Ontology annotation, biological process: adenylate cyclase-modulating G protein-coupled receptor signaling pathway; detection of chemical stimulus involved in sensory perception of bitter taste. Lineage: Eukaryota; Metazoa; Chordata; Mammalia; Chiroptera; Pteropodidae. The coding region runs from base 807 to 1871 and encodes 354 amino acids. Gene Ontology annotation, molecular function: G protein-coupled receptor binding; GTPase activity; G-protein beta/gamma-subunit complex binding.
AGGACGGUCAAGGGGAAACCCACUUGAAAAACAAAGUAUAAUUGAAGUGAUAAGUGUUAAUAACAGAAGUAUGUUAAAGACACUUAAAGGCCAGAAGAAGCAGUCCAGAGAGGAGCCAAAUAAAGCAACAAUGCUAACGAGCUUCCCGGAGCAGCAGCCACUGGAGGAGCUGGAAGAAACAUUUCUAAUCUUUCCAAGGAAGGCACCACCCCAAACAAAAACUCUUUGCCAAGACCCACCUGCUAUGAUGGAGGCCUGUGUUUUGAUGCCUUGAAGCCCUUGAAACCAAGACACUAGAAUCUGGACUCUGAGUGGAGCUUCCUGUUUGUGCCUCUAAUCUUUGGCUCUGAGAUGCAAGUGAAUCCGAGGAAUAGACUCUUAGGGGGUCAGCCCCUCAAAAGGAUGAGGUCGCCAUGAUCUUAUUCCAGAGCUCCGGUACCCACAUCCUAUCUUCCUGUGUCAGAAUCCAGCAGAUCGUUUCCCUAGUCACGGAAAUACUUGAAUCUUUGCUCUUUGUCAUACUGAGCUCUUAAUUGGCUUUGGCCCAUCACACUGUUAGAUAUAAAGGCUACAAUCCCCAGACUAAGUAGGUCUCCAGCUGGGGUAGGAGUCUCGGCCAAGACAGACAAGGAACAAGAACCUGCAGUCUGCUCCUUCACCCAGCCCCUAUAGUCAGCUUUUUAGGACUGAGAAACUGAUACAAGAUCCCAAUUUACUUUUUCCUUAUCUUCCAUUCCACUGACAGGAAACCCUAGAAGAGACACUUAAAGGCCAGAAGCAGCAGCCCAGGAGGAGACAGCAGAAAGAUGGGGAGUGGAGUCAGUGCUGAGGACAAAGAACUGGCCAAGAGAUCCAAGGAGCUGGAAAAGAAGCUGCAGGAGGAUGCUGACAAAGAAGCCAAGACUGUCAAGCUGCUACUGCUGGGUGCUGGGGAGUCGGGAAAGAGCACUAUCGUCAAACAGAUGAAGAUCAUUCAUCAGGAUGGCUACUCGCCAGAAGAAUGCCUGGAGUACAAGUCCAUCAUCUAUGGGAAUGUGCUGCAGUCCAUCCUAGCCAUCAUCCGGGCCAUGUCCACCCUGGGCAUCGACUAUGCUGAACCAAGCUGUGCGGACGACGGGCGACAGCUCAACAACCUGGCCGACUCCAUUGAGGAGGGCACCAUGCCCCCUGAGCUGGUGGAGGUCAUCAGGAACUUGUGGAAGGACGGUGGGGUGCAGGCCUGCUUCGACAGAGCUGCAGAGUACCAGCUCAACGACUCGGCAUCUUACUACCUGAACCAAUUAGACCGGAUUACAGCCCCUGACUACCUCCCUAACGAGCAAGACGUACUACGAUCCAGAGUAAAAACCACAGGCAUCAUUGAGACCAAGUUUUCCGUCAAAGACUUGAACUUCAGGAUGUUUGAUGUGGGAGGGCAGAGAUCAGAGAGAAAGAAGUGGAUCCACUGCUUUGAGGGAGUCACCUGCAUCAUUUUCUGUGCAGCCCUCAGUGCCUAUGAUAUGGUGCUGGUGGAAGAUGACGAAGUGAAUCGUAUGCAUGAGUCAUUGCACCUGUUCAACAGCAUAUGUAACCACAAGUUCUUUGCGGCUACUUCCAUUGUUCUCUUUCUCAACAAGAAGGACCUCUUUGGGGAAAAAAUCAAGAAAGUCCAUCUCAGCAUUUGUUUUCCAGAGUAUGAUGGAAACAACUCUUACGAGGAUGCAGGGAAUUAUAUCAAGAGUCAGUUCCUUGACCUCAACAUGCGAAAAGAUGUCAAAGAAAUCUAUAGUCACAUGACCUGUGCUACAGACACCCAAAAUGUCAAAUUUGUAUUCGAUGCAGUUACAGAUAUUAUCAUCAAAGAAAACCUCAAAGACUGCGGGCUCUUCUAACCUUCACUAUUUCUCAAGUAUACCUUCUAUCAACAGGCUUGGAAUCUGGGUAAUUUCAAGCAGAAAAUUACGGGUCAAUAUACCAUGACAUGGAGAAUGAAUGCCUUCUCCCUUGGAGAUAGAGAAGCGUGAUUGUAACCGUGUCUCACACAUUCUUCUCAA